CUCAGCUGGAUGUAGAGAAGAAGCCAAGGAUUCAACACAAUCAACACAAGGAUUGACACUUGCUCAAAAAGGCAGAAUUAGAAUAAACUGUCACUGCAAGAGGAGAAAUAAACCAGAACACAAACAUCCAACAAAGGCACCUGGGAGAACAAAAUGAUCUUUAAGAAGAGUGAUAUUUAAGGAAUAGAAAACUGCUGGAUGCUCUUCUGUCUCUGACUGCAAUAUUUUCUCUGCGUAUCGUUUGCCGUAUGAUCCUCCACUGAGCGUUGCACACGAUGCGGAAAGCAAAACCCAAACUUUACUUUCUUAUUACCUUUGUUUGUGGAGUAUCUGGAUUUCUGUUCCAUUUUAAGACUAUACAGGAUGCCUACUUUACCCUUUCUGAGCAGAACUCCGUCACCCAAAGCCAUCGAAGAGACACUAUAAGAUACUUUUGUCAAAAAAACAAUUUGACCAGCUCCUCGUGGAGGAUGAAAGCUUCUGUUGCGAAGCAGUUGUAUGUAGAACACACUCAUAAGUUCAUUUACUGUGAAGUGCCAAAGGUGGGCUGCUCCAACUGGAAGAGGAUCAUUCUUCUUUUAAACAGCAGUGUUGGACGUACUGCAGAGGAACUAAAACACAACAAAGUCCACUUCUCUCCCUCACUGAAAAGACUAAGUUUUUACUCCCCUAAAAUGCAAGUGGCGCUCCUCAAUAAUUACACCACGGUGAUGUUCACCCGAGACCCCUUAGAGAGACUGGUUUCAGCUUACAGAGACAAGUUCCUCCACGACGAGGAGUAUUACUACAGUAAGACACUGGCAAAUAUGAUCAAGAGAAGUGUCAGGAAAAACGGAAAUUUAACAGAAAGGAUCAGUUUUAAGGAGUUCGCCAACUUCAUUGUCUCCGAAAACCCAAAUUAUAGAGACAUUCACUGGAAGCCCAUGUUGGAACUAUGUGACCCGUGCAAUAUCCACUACGACAUUGUGGGCAAGUUUGAAACCAUCAAAGAAGACGCUGCCUAUGUGCUGAGAUCAAUCAGAGCACCAAAGGACCUGGUGUACCCCGAUAUUAAGCAUUACUCCAAUGAAACCAGGACCAAUGACUUGAUAAGCAAAGACUAUUUCACGUCCCUCCCCAAAGCGCUGUUUAAAAAACUCAUAAACGUUUACAGAUUUGACUUCUCCAUGUUUCAGUACAAUCCUUUCAUUUAAUUACAAAUGAAUCUAAAAAUGAGAAGCGAACACUGCUAUUGGCUGGAUUUACAUUUCUGUUUCUAGAUGACUUCUGUCUAUUGAGUUAGGGAGUAUUUAUAUUGAAGCGAAUUACUGGUUAUUCUUCGUUUGUUAUUUCUUUCCUCCUCUACAUUUCACUUUUUUUUAUUUUAAAUAAUUGAAAGAAUAUACUGAAUCCUUCAGCGCUCAAUUUUUACAAACCCCUGGGACAACCAUUAACCUAUUAACUUUAACUUGGGGGGUUAUUUAUUAAAGUCCGAAUUUAUCUCAAUAUUUUCUGAAAAGAACUCCCACCAAAUCCACACAGAU
Xenopus laevis (African clawed frog) is the source of this 1523-nucleotide messenger RNA. RefSeq names its product carbohydrate sulfotransferase 9-like gene 3 S homeolog (gene chst9l.3.S). The transcript is spliced from 3 exons. NCBI's taxonomy places the organism in Eukaryota, Metazoa, Chordata, Amphibia, Anura, Pipidae. The coding region runs from base 276 to 1193 and encodes 305 amino acids. Gene Ontology annotation, cellular component: Golgi membrane; membrane. Gene Ontology annotation, biological process: proteoglycan biosynthetic process; carbohydrate biosynthetic process. The record is from RefSeq and is a predicted model, not a curated record. Gene Ontology annotation, molecular function: sulfotransferase activity.